This is a messenger RNA of Neoarthrinium moseri, 342 nucleotides long. RefSeq lists its product as uncharacterized. The transcript has a single exon. The record is from RefSeq and is a predicted model, not a curated record. The coding region runs from base 1 to 342 and encodes 113 amino acids. Lineage: Eukaryota; Fungi; Ascomycota; Sordariomycetes; Amphisphaeriales; Apiosporaceae.
AUGUUCGGCAGCCGCAAAUAUCGUUGCGCAGAAGCUGAGGACGCUAGUAGCCUUGCCAAUGAUGCAGGUCUCGGCCUUCCAGCUUGGAACAUGGCCUGGGACCAGUUGAACACGCGCGGUUCGCAUGGAUAUUCCCCUGUCCUGAAAGCGAAGCAAGGUUGCAUACCAAAUACGCAAUCUUGGGUACGGAUUGGCGCCGGCACCGUGACGUGCGCUGGUCCUUUGAAACCGCCUCAGGCGCCAGUGAACGGUGAAGACCCUUAUGGAGUCACUCUGAGGCUUCUCAUCACGGAACUACUGCGCCUUUCUCGCGAGCAGCUCACCGUCAACAACCGCGACUAG